Messenger RNA from Cricetulus griseus (Chinese hamster), 1705 nucleotides. NCBI's taxonomy places the organism in Eukaryota, Metazoa, Chordata, Mammalia, Rodentia, Cricetidae. The record is from RefSeq and is a predicted model, not a curated record.
GCAGCUCAGUCGCUCAGUCAGUCUCAGGCUGUCCAGCCAGGGUGUUUGGUGGCGAGGAUUCAGGCUCCGUCCAGACGAGGCCGUGGCCUGAGGCUUAGGGCCCCCCAGCCCCUCCCUCCCAGUCCAUCAGCGUCACUCCCCCAGCCCCGAGCUGGACCGCACACCUUGGGACACGGUUUUCCACUUCCUCAGGACGAGCCCCAGACUGGAGGAGAGGUCGGAGGAGGUGGGCGUUGGGCUCUUCGCGAGGACCCCUGCGGUGGGCCUGGGGGAGGCGGCCGAAGCGGCGGCGGCCGGGAGCGACAUGGCCGAGGAACAGGACCUAUCAGAGGUGGAGCUGAGCCCUGUGGGCUCCGAGGAGCCCCGCUGCCUGUCCCCUGGCAGUGCACCGUCGCUGGGCCCCGACGGCGGCGGCGGUGGCUCAGGCCUGCGAGCCAGCCCGGGGCCGGGCGAACUGGGCAAGGUCAAGAAGGAACAGCAGGACGGCGAGGCAGACGAUGACAAGUUCCCUGUGUGCAUCCGCGAGGCGGUCAGCCAGGUGCUCAGUGGCUACGACUGGACGCUGGUGCCCAUGCCCGUGCGUGUCAACGGCGCCAGCAAGAGCAAGCCGCACGUCAAGCGGCCCAUGAACGCCUUCAUGGUGUGGGCGCAGGCGGCGCGCAGGAAGCUGGCGGACCAGUACCCGCACCUCCACAAUGCCGAGCUCAGCAAGACGCUGGGAGAGCUAUGGAGGUUGCUGAACGAGAGUGACAAGCGCCCCUUCAUUGAGGAGGCUGAGCGGCUCCGGAUGCAACACAAGAAGGACCAUCCGGACUACAAAUACCAACCUCGGCGACGGAAGAAUGGGAAGGCAGCCCAGGGGGAGGCAGAAUGCCCAGGCGGGGAAGCUGAGCAAGGAGGGGCUGCUGCCAUCCAGGCCCACUACAAGAGUGCCCACCUGGACCACCGGCACCCUGAAGAAGGCUCUCCCAUGUCAGAUGGGAACCCAGAGCACCCCUCAGGCCAGAGCCAUGGCCCUCCCACCCCUCCAACCACCCCAAAGACAGAGCUGCAGUCCGGCAAGGCAGACCCCAAAAGGGAUGGGCGCUCCCUGGGGGAGGGAGGGAAGCCCCACAUUGACUUCGGCAACGUGGACAUCGGGGAGAUCAGCCACGAGGUAAUGUCCAACAUGGAGACCUUUGAUGUGACUGAGCUGGACCAAUACCUGCCACCCAAUGGGCACCCAGGCCACGUGGGUAGCUACUCAGCAGCUGGCUACGGGCUGGGCAGUGCCCUGGCUGUGGCCAGUGGACACUCUGCCUGGAUCUCCAAGCCACCAGGUGUGGCUCUGCCCACGGUCUCGCCCCCUGGUGUGGAUGCCAAAGCCCAGGUGAAGACAGAGACCACAGGCCCCCAGGGACCCCCACACUACACUGACCAGCCAUCCACUUCCCAGAUCGCCUACACCUCCCUCAGUCUGCCCCACUACGGCUCUGCCUUUCCCUCCAUCUCACGCCCCCAGUUUGACUAUUCUGACCAUCAGCCCUCAGGACCUUACUAUGGCCAUGCAGGCCAGGCCUCUGGCCUCUACUCAGCCUUUUCCUACAUGGGGCCCUCUCAGCGGCCCCUCUAUACCGCCAUCUCUGACCCCAGCCCCUCCGGGCCCCAGUCCCACAGUCCCACACACUGGGAGCAACCAGUAUAUACGACUCUGUCUCGACCUUAG